Messenger RNA from Dovyalis caffra, 1195 nucleotides. NCBI's taxonomy places the organism in Eukaryota, Viridiplantae, Streptophyta, Magnoliopsida, Malpighiales, Salicaceae. The record is from the annotation of a GenBank genome assembly.
GCUGGUGACGGCUCCAUAUGGUGUUAACAACAAGAUGAGCUACUUGUCGGCACCAAGUUCGGGCUUAUUUUCACGGGAUUCCUUCCCCACGUUGUCUUAUACAGGGACAUCUCAAACUUCAAAUCGCCGAAGGGGAGCACGGUUUGUAGUUAGAGCUGAUAGUGUGACUUAUCGAAAGCUUGCUAGGAGUUACCAUCCAGAUGUGAACAAAGAACCUAAUGCAGAAGAGAAGUUUAAGGAAAUUAGCAAUGCAUAUGAGGUAUUAUCAGAUGAUGAGAAGCGAUCUUUAUAUGACAAGUAUGGAGAGGCUGGACUUAAAGGUGCUGGCAUGGGCAUGGGGGAUUUCAGCAAUCCUUUCGAUUUGUUUGAGUCACUAUUUGAGGGCAUGGGCGGCAUGGGAGGCAUGGGUGGCAUGGGAGGAAGAGCUUCCAGGAGUAGAGCAGUUGAUGGCCAGGAUGAAUAUUACAAUCUUGUCUUAACUUUUAAGGAAGCAGUUUUUGGGGUUGAAAGAGAAAUUGAGAUAACCCGACUAGAGAGCUGUGGAACUUGUGAUGGUUCAGGUGCGAAACCUGGGACAAAGCCUUCUAAAUGUAGUACAUGUGGUGGGCAAGGCCAGGUUGUUUCAUCGGCAAGGACUCCUUUAGGUGUUUUCCAGCAGGUAAUGACUUGCUCUUCAUGUGGUGGGACUGGGGAAACAUCUAGCCCUUGCAACACUUGCUCUGGGGAUGGACGUGUAAGGAGGACAAAGCGUAUCAGUUUGAAAGUUCCGGCUGGUGUGGACUCUGGUAGCCGUUUGAGGGUCCGAUCUGAAGGUAAUGCUGGAAGGAGAGGUGGAUCACCUGGCGACCUGUUCGUCAUUAUUGAAGUCAUGCAGGAUCCUGUGCUAAAACGUGAUGACACCAACAUCUUGUACACGUGCAAGGUGUCAUACAUAGAUGCAAUUUUGGGUACCACGAUUAAGGUGCCGACAGUGGAUGGCAUGGUGGAUUUAAAGAUCCCAGCUGGAACUCAGCCAAACACCACUCUUGUAAUGGCCAAGAAAGGAGUCCCUGUGCUAAACAAAAGCAACAUGAGGGGUGAUCAGUUGGUUCGUGUACAAGUUGAAAUUCCAAAAAGAUUGAGCAGUGACGAGAGAAAGCUUAUCGAGGAGCUUGCUGACUUAAGCAAGGGCAAAGCAGCAACCAGUAGAAGAUAG